GCGACGACAAGGAUUUUCCAUCUGCUGCGCUUCCACCAUCCAAGGUUUGGCACAAUCCUCACAAUCUUGACUUCGAACAAUCGAAAACACAAACCACAAAAACAAGAACAACACAUAUCCUCAUAUCACACAAUGCUAUACUCAAAUGCUCUCCCUGAAACCUUCGCCCCCAGCGCUUGCGACGUUGUUGUGGGAAAAGGAAAGAAAUACUUCAAACAUGAAGGAAACCAAAUGCUUCGCCGUCUCGCCGUUUCGAUGAUUGCCGAGUACGCUGAAGCUCGAACAAAGAUGGAUAAGUCGCUCAUCAUUUCAAACGUUGUUGACCGCAUCCGUGACAGUGGCAGCUUUGUUAAAGUCGAUCUGGCCUCGGGUCGCUGGUUGAUUGCAGAGGAUUUGCUCUGCCGCGAAAAGACUUCUGCUGUCUUUCGCGACGCCCUCCACGAAUACCGCAAGAAGGGAAUGCCCAAGACAACCAAUGCUGGCAAGAGAAAUCGAGUGGAGAUUGUCUCUGUCGAGAAGGCGUUGCCGCCACAAAACAAGGAACUGGAAUCUGCUACUCCAGCGCAGCCAGCCACACUCUUCCAAGGCCUUGAGUUACUGCAGACUCUGAACUAUGGAAAAAUUGCCGCAUGCGAUGAAGACAGCAUUUCAGGAUUGACCAACUCUCUGUCAUGUUUCCGUCAAGAAGAUCUGAACUUUGAUGACUUUGAAAUUACUGAAUUCUUGUAAAGGGACGCACCCAAUUCGCCUCCUUCUAUACAGUAGUACACUUUUUGUUCAUACAUGUAAUAUGCAUAGAAUUCAAAGUUAAACUC
This is a messenger RNA of Seminavis robusta, 815 nucleotides long. The record is from the annotation of a GenBank genome assembly. NCBI's taxonomy places the organism in Eukaryota, Bacillariophyta, Bacillariophyceae, Naviculales, Naviculaceae.